Molecule: messenger RNA, 4921 nt
Organism: Arvicanthis niloticus (Nile rat)
Lineage: Eukaryota; Metazoa; Chordata; Mammalia; Rodentia; Muridae
Gene: Cgn
Product: cingulin
Biological process (GO): microtubule cytoskeleton organization
Cellular component (GO): myosin complex; bicellular tight junction
Molecular function (GO): microtubule binding
Source: RefSeq, a predicted model, not a curated record
UCCUACAAGUGGAGCAGGCCCACAUGAUGGCUGAUCCCCGGGGCCCUGUAGACCAUGGAGUCCAAAUUCGAUUUAUUACAGAACCAGAGGGUGCUACUGAAAUGGGCACCCUUCGUCGUAGUGGGCGGCGCCCUGCUAAGGAUGCAAGAGCCAGUACCUAUGGGGUCGCUGUGCGCGUGCAGGGCAUUGCUGGGCAGCCCUUUGUGGUUCUUAACAGUGGAGAGAAAGGGACUGACUCCUUUGGGGUCCAAAUCAAAGGGGGCAACAACCGGGGGUCCCCAGGUACACUGAGCUCUGAUUCAGAGCUCCCUGAGAACCCCUACUCUCAAGUCAAGGGAUGUCCUGCAGCGUCUCAGGGCAGCACAUCUGAUGAAGAGCCCAGAGACCACUUGAAUGGAAAACUGCUCCGUUCCCAGUCGCAAGCCUCUCUGACAGGGCUUGCUCUUAUGAGUCCUAAUAAUAGGAGCACCAGCUUGCUGGAACUAGCCCCUAAAAAGACUUCCUCAAUUAACAGCAUUGACACUGCCCCCUUGUCUUCAGUGGACUCGCUCAUCAGCAAGUUUGAUAGUCAGAAGGGGGCCCAAGUCCGGGGCCGCACUGGCCGCCGCACAAGGACACUUCCCCACGAGCAGCAGCGCAAGCGGAGCCAGAGUCUAGACAGCAGGCUCUCACGGGAUACACGUGAGGAUCGGGAUGUGCCAACCAGCCACUGGACCCGUGGAACAAAAUAUGACAACCAUGUGGACAGUUUAAAGAACCCACCUCAGAAGCAGAACCCUUUCAGCAGCUUUAGCCGCUCCCGUCAGACUCAAGACUGGGUGCUUCAGAGUUUCGAGGAGCCACGGGAUCCCUCCAUGGUGCAGUUCAAAUCAACUCCAGACCUUCUCAGAGACCAGCGGGAGGCAGCACCACCAGGCAGUGCGGACCAUGUGAAAGCCAUCAUCUAUGGCAUCCUAAGGGAGGGAAGCGCGGAGAGUGAGGCGUCUGUGAGGAGGAAAGUUAGUUUGGUGUUGGAGCAGAUGCAGCCUCUGGGGAUGGUUUCUCCUGCUUCUACUAAGACCCUGGCAGGGCAGGCUGAGCUUACCCGAAAAAUGGAGGAGCUUCAGAAAAAGCUGGAUGAAGAGGUGAAGAAGCGGCAGAAGCUAGAACCAUCCAGGGUUGGGCUAGAGAGGCAGCUGGAGGAGAAGGCUGAAGAGUGCCACCGACUGCAGGAGCUCCUGGAGAGGAGAAAGGGAGAGGCCCAGCAGAGUGCCAAGGAGCUUCAGAACAUGAAGCUGCUGCUAGGCCAGGAAGAAGGACUACGGCACGGGCUGGAGACCCAGGUGAAGGAGCUACAGCUCAAGCUGAAGCAUAGCCAGAGUCCUGAUUCUGGAAAUGAGAGUCUCCUAAAGGACUUGUUAGAUACCCGGGAGCUUAUGGAAGAGCUCUUAGAGGGCAAACAGAGAGUAGAGGAGCAGCUGCGGCUGAGGGAACGGGAGCUGACAGCCCUGAAGGGGGCCCUGAAAGAGGAGGUGGCCUCUCACGACCAGGAGGUGGAACAUGUCCGGCUGCAAUACCAGCGUGACACGGAGCAGCUUCGCCGGAGCAUGCAAGAUGCCACCCAGGACCAUGCUGCAGUGGAAGCUGAGAGGCAGAAGAUGUCUUCCCUCGUGCGGGAGCUGCAGAAAGAGCUAGAGGAGACCUCUGAGGAGACAGGGCAUUGGCAGAGCAUGUUCCAGAAAAACAAGGAGGAGCUGAGAGCCGCCAAGCAGGAACUGCUGCAGCUUCGGAUGGAGAAGGAAGAGAUGGAAGAGGAACUGGGGGAGAAGAUGGAGGUCUUACAGAGGGACUUAGAGCAGGCUCGAGCCAGUGCAAGAGAUACUCACCAGGUGGAAGAACUCAAAAAGGAGCUUCGACGAACCCAGGGGGAGCUUAAAGAGCUUCAGACAGAGCGGCAGAGUCAGGAGGUGACUGGGCGACACCGGAACCAGGUGUUAGAGAAGCAGCUGGCAGUGCUGAGGGCAGAGGCUGAUCGAAGCCGAGAUCUGGAACAGCAGAACCUCCAGCUACAAAAGACCCUGCAGCAACUGCGGCAGGACUGUGAAGAGGCUUCCAAGGCUAAGAUGGCAUCAGAGACAGAGGCCAUGGUGCUGGGGCAGCGUCGGGCAACAGUGGAAACCACACUUCGGGAGACCCAAGAGGAAAAUGACGAAUUUCGAAGGCGCAUCCUGGGUCUGGAGCAGCAGUUGAAGGAGGCCCGAGGUCUGGCGGAAGGUGGGGAAGCGGUGGAGGCACGGCUUCGGGACAAAGUGCAUCGGCUGGAGGUAGAGAAACAGCAGCUGGAAGAGGCUUUGAAUGCUGCCCAGGAGGAGGAGGGGAGCCUGGCAGCAGCCAAGCGGGCUCUGGAGGUCCGGCUAGAUGAGGCCCAGCGGGGGCUGGCACGCCUCGGGCAGGAACAGCAAGCACUGAACCGGGCUCUAGAGGAAGAGGCGAAGCAGCGGGAAGCUCUCCGAAGGAGCAAGGCAGAGCUGGAGGAGCAGAAGCAUUUGCUGAACAGGACUGUGGACCGACUCAACAAAGAGCUGGAGCAGAUUGGGGAUGAUUCCAAGCUAGCCCUGCAGCAGCUCCAGACCCAGAUGGAAGAUUACAAGGAAAAGGCCCGGAAGGAAGUAGCUGAUGCCCAGCGUCAGGCCAAGGACUGGGCCAGUGAGGCUGAAAAGAAUUCAGGGGGGCUGAGCCGGCUCCAGGAUGAGCUGCAAAGGCUGCGGCAAGCCCUGCAGACAUCCCAGGCCGAACGGGACACAGCCAGACUGGACAAAGAGCUGCUGGCCCAGCGACUGCAGGGGCUAGAGCAAGAGGCUGAAAACAAGAAACGCUCCCAGGAUGACAAAGCUCGACAGCUGAAGAGCCUAGAGGAGAAAGUCUCACGGCUGGAAGCAGAGUUAGACGAAGAAAAGAGCACUGUGGAACUGUUAACAGAUCGGGUGAACCGUGGCCGGGAUCAGAUGGAUCAAUUGAGGACAGAGCUCAUGCAGGAGAGAUCUGCUCGUCAGGACUUGGAGUGUGACAAAAUCUCCUUGGAGAGACAGAACAAGGAUUUGAAGAGUCGGUUGGCCAGUUCAGAAGGCUUCCAGAAACCCAGUGCUAGCCUCUCUCAGCUUGAGUCCCAGAAUCAACUGUUGCAAGAGCGGCUGCAAGCUGAAGAGAGAGAGAAGACAGUCCUGCAAUCCACCAACCGAAAACUAGAGCGGAGGGUUAAGGAGCUCUCCAUCCAGAUUGAUGAUGAACGGCAGCAUGUCAAUGACCAGAAAGAUCAGCUAACCCUGAGGGUGAAGGCUUUGAAGCGGCAGGUGGAUGAAGCGGAAGAGGAAAUUGAGCGGCUGGACAGCCUGAGGAAGAAGGCACAGCGGGAACUGGAGGAACAGCAUGAAGUCAAUGAACAGCUCCAAGCUCGGAUCAAAUCCUUGGAAAAGGACGCCUGGCGAAAAGCUUCCCGGUCAGCUGCUGAGUCAGCCCUCAAACAAGAGGGGCUGAGCUCUGAUGAGGAGUUUGACAGUGUCUACGACCCUUCGUCCAUUGCAUCACUGCUUACUGAGAGCAACCUGCAGACUAGCUCAUGUUAGCUCAUGCUCUGCUAGGGACCACAAACAGGCUUGUGGUCAAGCCUAUCCCAGCCAGCCUGCUCUGCUUUGCUCUGUCCUGCCUGCCUCAGAGUCUUUUUUUUUUUUUUUUUCCCCUACUAGUGACCCAAUUCAGACUUAAGACUGGGAAGGGUCAGAGUGAUGGUGAUAAACAUUAGCAAUGAGCUGGUGGGUGGACUUGACCUUUGCACUGGAGGAGUGGGUAUUUAGUCCUACUGAGUCCUUCCUAUAGGACUUCUCCAUCAUCCCUUACAGUGGAACUAAUGGUCAGCAUAUACACUGACUGGGACUGUGAAGGACAGGAAGGGAUGGAUAUUGCCAUGUAUGUAAUGCUUUAUUUCUUUGAUAUUUAACCAUAUGGCUCAGGGAAGUACCCAAUGUUGUUCUGCUCUCUGGAUCCCUGCAACCUUUUCUCCUCCCACUCUGGAGCAGGGAGGGAACAUUAUGGGUAAUGGACAUGCAGGCAUGGCACUACCCACUUCUCAGAUACUUCUUUUUGCACAGUCAUAGGUCCUAGCAUCUUUUCAGUUGCAAUAUUUUUGUUUUCCCCAAGUCACUGGGUCCAGGAGAUCUUUUGUCUUUCUUUUCCAUCCCUGCCUUGCUGCUUUACUCUCAGUGCCUUACCAGUGUGAGAGAUGGAUGAGGAUGCUGUUCUUGCCUUUUAUAAACCUGCACAUUCAUACCUCUCCAAAGACCAGCCUUUCCUCAUUGGGGGCCCUCAGCCUGUCCCUAUUACCCCAGUGAUUGAGCAGCUACAGGCUGCUCUGCCAACCAGCCCCUGGUAGAAGGGCUUUGAUAGGCCUUGGUAAGGUGGUGGGGACUGGUUCUGCUCAGGGUUUCCAUCUUCCUCACCCUCUGUGACUGAGGAUGCUGCCAUAAGGUGGUUGUACCUGGGAACCAUGGUGACUGUUUAUACAGGUUCUAAAGUCAAACAUCUAGUCCCUGUGGCCUCUUUGUGGCUUCUCUGAGCAGAUGUACCUGGCUUCUGUGGGAACCAACAGAUCCUUGCUUUUCUCAGGAAGUGGGCCCUGAUUCAGAGCUUUGCCUGGAGUUAGAAGCUGACUCUCAGUAGAGAUGGGAAGGGGUAAUGGAGAAUGUACUCCUCCUUUGAGUUUUGGGGUAUGCCAAGCUCUGGUGAGUGAGGGUAAUGGGGAUGCUUAUCUCUUAUCUCCAAAGUAAGUUCUGUUCUCAUCAAUGACUUGUAACUUCAUGAUUUUCAAAAAGAUAUUCUACAAAUGAGAUAUUUUCUCCCAAUCCAGCCUUGGUUUAUUUUAAAUUAAAUAUUAAAAAUGGCAUACCUA